UACAGAUGGAUCCAGUGGAAAAGACAACAAACAGAAGUGAACAAAAAUCCAGAAAGUUUCUGAAAAGCCUCAUCCGGAAGCAGCCGCAGGAGCUGCUGCUGGUCAUCGGGACGGGCGUCAGCGCCGCCGUGGCCCCGGGGAUCCCCGCCCUCUGCUCAUGGAGGGGGUGCAUCGAGGCGGUCAUCGAGGCCGCUGAGCAGCUGGAGGUCCUUCACCCGGGGGACGUGGCGGAGUUCCGCCGGAAGGUGACGAAGGACCGGGACUUGCUGGUGGUCGCGCAUGAUCUGAUCCGGAAGAUGUCCCCUCGUACGGGUGACACCAAGCCCAACUUCUUCCAGGACUGCCUGAUGGAGAUUUUCGACAACCUGGAGCAGCACAUCCAGAACCCGCUGGUGCUGCAGUCCAUCCUCAGCCUGAUGGAGAGGGGCACCAUGGUGCUGACCACCAACUACGACAACCUGCUGGAGCUCUUCGGGCAGCAGCAGAGCAAGCCCAUGGAGUCUCUGGACCUGAAGGACAAGACGAAGGUCCUUCAGUGGGCGAGAGGGCACAUCAAGUAUGGCGUUCUUCAUAUUCACGGCUUGUACACAGACCCCUGCGGGCUGGUCCUGGACCCGUCGGGGUAUAAAGAUGUCACGCAGGACCCAGAAGUAAUGGAAGUCCUCCAGAACUUGUACCGCACCAAGUCCUUCCUGUUUGUGGGCUGUGGAGAGACCCUUCGUGACCAGAUCUUCCAGGCCCUCUUCCUGUACUCGGUGCCCAACAAGGUGGAGCUGGAGCACUACAUGGUCGUGCUCAAGGAGAAUGAAGACCAUUUCUUUAAGCACCAAGCAGACAUGCUUUUGCAUGGGAUUAAAGUCGUGUCCUAUGGGGACUGUUUUGACUACUUUCCUGGCUACGUGCAGGACCUUGCCACUCAGAUCUGCAGGCAGCGCAGUCCAGAUGCUGACCGAGUGGACAGCACCACACUGUUGGGGAAUGCGUGUCAGGACUGCGCCAAGAGGAAGCUGGAGGAGAACGGAAUGGAAGUCUCCAAACGGCCCCGCCGGUUGGACGCGGAUGAUGCUGGAGGGUCUUGAAAUCUUUAAAACCAAUAAAAUCUGCAACUUGAAAACCAGCCUUCUGUAACCACAGUGCCAUAACCCAAACGAUGAGGAAUGUUCGGAGAACUCUGUGGGGGAACUCUCCCGCUGACCCCUCCCGCACCCUGAAGAGCCGUGGGGCUGUGCGGCCUCGGAGGCUGCGUGCGAGUCCCACUGUGGGGUGUGACUGCUCGGGAGGUGAGGCGCACCCGUCAGGUGGCCGCUGUGCGGCCGGCGGCCAGCUACCUCAGGGACCACAGGCGGCGGGAAGGGGUCCCGGGCUCCGGGCUCCCGCGCCACACGCCCCCUUUGUCAGGGUGGUUUUUCUAAUAAGAAGGGGAGGGUGAGGACUGUCCAAGCAACAGUAGUUGCCAAAGAGGGGAAAAAAAAAAAAAAA
Messenger RNA from Odobenus rosmarus divergens (Pacific walrus), 1479 nucleotides. RefSeq names its product family with sequence similarity 118, member A (gene SIRAL2). The transcript is spliced from 8 exons. NCBI's taxonomy places the organism in Eukaryota, Metazoa, Chordata, Mammalia, Carnivora, Odobenidae. The coding region runs from base 6 to 1079 and encodes 357 amino acids. The record is from RefSeq and is a predicted model, not a curated record.